UCCCGGGGCUGGCAAUUUCAGACUGGCGUGCAGGAGCGGAGUGGCUUCAGUUUCUGCUACCGUAGCCCAGCCGUAGUGGUCAGGGAUUCAGUCCCAUCCCCGGAAUCACCAUGCCUCGCUCCUUUCUAGUCAAGAAACAUUUCUCCACCAGCAAGAAACCCAACUACAGCGAACUGGAGAGUCAGACAGUGAUUGUGUCUCCACACUUGUAUGACCAGUCCUACCCGAUGUUGGCCAUUCCAGCACCAGAGGUCCUCAGUCCAGCAAUAUGUUACCCUCCACUGGUCUGGGAGAGUGGGCUGCUCUCUAGCUUCUUUACCUCGAUGCCAGCAGCUGCUCCUGGACCCCCAGAAGAGCCCAAGGCCCUGGACCUGACUUCUCUGUCCAGUGAUGAUUAUGACAGUGGCAAGGGGUCGGAUCCCCCAAGCCCAGUCUCCCAGGAAGAGGAGGCAGAGAAGUUUCCCUGUGGUCAGUGCCCUGAAUCCUACACCACCUUGCCUAGCCCUUCCAAACACCAGCAGCUCCAGCACAGUGAAGACACCCAGCCCAGAAAAGCCUUCAUCUGCAAGGUCUGUGAGAAGGAGUACGUGAGCCUCGGUGCCCUCAAGAUGCACAUCCGGAGCCACACGCUCCCCUGCGUCUGCAAGAUUUGUGGGAAGGCCUUCUCCCGGCCCUGGCUGUUGCAGGGUCACAUCAGAACCCACACAGGGGAGAAGCCCUUCUCCUGUACGCACUGCAGCCGCGCCUUUGCCGACCGCUCCAACCUCAGGGCCCACCUGCAGACCCACUCGGACGUCAAGAAGUACCAGUGCAAAACGUGCUCCCGGACUUUCUCCCGAAUGUCCCUGCUCCACAAGCACGAGGAGACGGGCUGCUCAGGCUCCCGCUAAAGGACUCCGUAAAGAAGCCGCCCGGUGCCUGCCUGGAUUCUCCUUCUCUCCCCUGCCAGGAACCCAUUCCAUAUUGUGAAAAAAGCCAAGUGAAUAUUUGCCAUUAUGAUUUUCCAGGAAAAAAAAAAGGUUUCUAUAGGAAAUAGCUCCCUCUGUGUUAACUCCAGCUGUGGAGCAACAUUCCCGCUCUGCCCCCCACCCCCAAUUUGCUGCUGCAGUCUUUUAGAGAACAGAACCCACCCCCACCCCCUUUGGGGCUCUGCCUUUUUUUUUUAAAGGCCGUUCCGGCAUUUCCUGACUGUAGUUUACAAUUUGAAGCGUGACAGUUGCAGCUGGUGUCUGAAAAUGUCGCUUUACAGUCAGUCUCAGGGGGGUGUUGUCAGCCUCCUCCAGGACAGGGGCUGGGAGGGGGGAGACGGCUAUUUUUUCUCUUUUGGUGCUUUUAAACCCAGCGUGUUGGGGACCGUUCCUGUUCAGAAUCCUACCCAUUCCCACCUCUCCCUUCUCCAAAAUGAAGGACAAAAAGGCGAUUGCGGAGGCAUCCCGAGGAACCUCCCCCGGGGGGUUCUGGGGGUUCUGUCCGCUUUGGCUAGAGGAAGCCCCUGAAUGUUCUAAAGGUGGACCUGUGCCGGGUACCUCCGGGUCCAGCGGUCAGUCCCAGUGAUGGACCCUCGGGAUGCCUGGGCCUCGGACCCCCGAAUCCCUCUUUCUAGGGUGCUUCCGAGCCGGAGCACCUGUUAACAGGACUCUUAACUGCUUUUCAAGAGAACUGUGACUAAUAGUAAGCACUUGUCAGUCCAUACAAUGAGGGGGCUGUGCAGGGCCUGGCCCACUGACAGGUGUGUCCUCAGAGCUAUUUAUGGUGCCAGACAGGUGCAGCGAAUAGGCAUCUCCGCCUGGUGGCUGUUGUUUUUUUCACAUACUCAGAAGAUGUUUACAUUUCAAAGGUACACUGGUAUUUAUAUUUUUAUGCCACAUUUUGUACUGAUGAAACAUUUUUAUAAUUAUAUACACACAGUUUAUUGAUAUUCAAUAAAGUGCUUAAUUUAUAAAAUGAA
This is a messenger RNA of Monodelphis domestica (gray short-tailed opossum), 1948 nucleotides long. RefSeq names its product snail family transcriptional repressor 1 (gene SNAI1). Gene Ontology annotation, molecular function: DNA-binding transcription factor activity, RNA polymerase II-specific; RNA polymerase II cis-regulatory region sequence-specific DNA binding. The record is from RefSeq and is a predicted model, not a curated record. Gene Ontology annotation, biological process: regulation of DNA-templated transcription. Lineage: Eukaryota; Metazoa; Chordata; Mammalia; Didelphimorphia; Didelphidae.